Arctia plantaginis is the source of this 711-nucleotide messenger RNA. The record is from the annotation of a GenBank genome assembly. Lineage: Eukaryota; Metazoa; Arthropoda; Insecta; Lepidoptera; Erebidae.
AUGCUUGAUUUGAGCAAAAAAGUAUGCAUUCUAGACAACGUGAAUUGUGUGACUAGUGGAGGAUUUGACGUUUAUAAAGCUGUUGUAAAUGGAGUCCAAGGCUUAAUUGCACCUUUAGACCCAUUACAUAUAGAAAAAAUUGAAGGAGUAUUGGAAAACGUAAAAUAUAAAUUAACUAAUAUCACAAUGGAGGGUUUGAAAAACUGUACAGUCACGAAACUAACAUUAAACGCGACUGCAAAUAAAUAUGAUCAAUAUCUACAUUGUCCUAAAUUGGUUUCACAUUUUUACUUCGAAGCUCGAGAAAACACGCAUAAACCAGUGCUUCGUGGAAAAGGAACAGCUACAAUAGCUGCUUAUGAUUAUGAUAUACUUAACUAUGGACUAUAUUCAGUAUUUGUGAAUGAAGAUCACAGGCCACAUUUCUUUAUUAUUACUCAAGACUCCAAAACUAACCUUAAAGGAAAACUAGCAUUUGGAAUCACCAACGCCAAUCUCAUUAACACCAAUAAAGUAAAUGAAACAGUUAAGUACAUGAAUGACCGUUGGAGGCAAACCGAAAACUUCCUACAUAAACCAAUUGUCAAGAGAGCCAUGAAAAUAUUAUUUAAUAAAAUUGACAUCUACAUCAGAAAGUAUACAAUGGGAGAAGUGCUUCCUGAUAAGAACGAUACACUUUGUGAGAACUUAGAGAAUGAAGUUCAAAAGUAG